Molecule: messenger RNA, 405 nt
Organism: Seminavis robusta
Lineage: Eukaryota; Bacillariophyta; Bacillariophyceae; Naviculales; Naviculaceae
Source: the annotation of a GenBank genome assembly
AUGAGCGGAAAAGGAAAAGGAAAGGGUGGCCGUGGCGACAAGAAGCAAGCCCAGAGUUCUUCCAGCAAGGCCGGUCUUCAGUUUCCCGUCGGUCGUAUCGGUCGUUACUUGCGUCAAGGCAAAUAUGCCACUCGAAUGGGAGCCGGAGCCCCCGUGUACCUCGCUGCUGUUCUUGAAUACUUGUGCGCCGAAAUUUUGGAGUUGGCAGGCAAUGCCGCUCGUGACAACAAGAAGAGCCGUAUCAUUCCUCGGCACAUCACCCUUGCCGUCAAGAACGAUGAAGAGUUGAACAAGCUGCUUGGAAACGUCACUAUUGCUAGCGGUGGAGUGUUGCCCAAUAUCCACGCCGUUCUAUUGCCAAAGAAGACCAAGCCCGGCAAGGGAGGACAAAGCCAGGAUUAUUAG